This is a messenger RNA of Suncus etruscus (white-toothed pygmy shrew), 1890 nucleotides long. RefSeq names its product peripherin (gene PRPH). The transcript has 11 exons. Gene Ontology annotation, molecular function: structural molecule activity. The record is from RefSeq and is a predicted model, not a curated record. NCBI's taxonomy places the organism in Eukaryota, Metazoa, Chordata, Mammalia, Eulipotyphla, Soricidae. The coding region runs from base 155 to 1567 and encodes 470 amino acids. Gene Ontology annotation, cellular component: type III intermediate filament; axon; plasma membrane.
GAGCUGGUGCCCGGCAGCAGCCCUUUGCAGAGAGAGCCCUGGGGAUUGGAGAGAGGCCUUCCCCAGUCCCCUCUGCUGCCUCUGCUCCUUGACCCCCUACUCCUCCUCAGGGAAGUGAGGGCAGCUUUUCCAGCUCCUGGACCGCUUGGCCACCAUGAGCCACUCUUCGGGCCUGCGGGCCAGCUCCAGCUCCACUUCGUACCGCCGCACCUUCGGGCCUCCGCCCUCGCUGUCCCCCGGGGCCUUCUCCUACUCCUCGGGCUCGCGCUUCUCCAGCGGCCGCCUGCUGGGCUCGGCGUCCUCGGGCUCCUCGGUGCGCCUGGGCAGCUUCCGCGGGCCCAGGGCAGGUGCGGGCUCCCUGCUGCGCCUGCCCUCGGAGCGCCUCGACUUCUCGGUGGCCGAGGCCCUCAACCAGGAGUUCCUGGCCACGCGCAGCAAUGAGAAGCAGGAGCUGCAGGAGCUCAACGACCGCUUCGCCAGCUUCAUCGAGAAGGUGCGCUUCCUGGAGCAGCAGAACGCGGCCUUGCGCGGGGAGCUGAGCCAGGCCCGGGGCCAGGACCCGGCGCGGGCCGACCAGCUGUGCCAGCAGGAGCUGCGCGAGCUGCGCCGGGAGCUGGAGCUGCUGGGCCGCGAGCGCGACCGGGUGCAGGUGGAGCGCGACGGGCUGGCCGAGGACCUGGCGGCGCUCAAGCAGAGGUUGGACGACGAGAUGCGCAAGAGGGAGGACGCCGAGCACAACCUCGUGCUGUUCCGCAAGGACGUGGACGACGCCACGCUGUCCCGCCUGGAGCUGGAGCGCAAGAUCGAGUCCCUGAUGGAUGAGAUCGAGUUCCUCAAGAAGCUGCACGAGGAGGAGCUGCGCGACUUGCAAGUGAGCGUGGACAGCCAGCAGCUGCAGCAGGUGGAGCUGGAGGCGAGCGUGAAGCCGGAGCUGACGGCGGCGCUGCGGGACAUCCGCGCGCAGUACGAGAGCAUCGCGGUCAAGAACCUGCAGGAGGCAGAGGAGUGGUACAAGUCCAAGUACGCGGACCUGUCGGACGCCGCCAACCGCAACCACGAGGCGCUGCGCCAGGCCAAGCAGGAGAUGAACGAGUCGCGGCGGCAGAUCCAGAGCCUCACGUGCGAACUGGACGGGCUGCGGGGCACCAACGAGGCGCUGCUCAGGCAGCUCCGCGAGCUGGAGGAGCAGUUCGCCCUGGAGGCCGGCGGCUACCAGGCCGGGGCCGCGCGGCUGGAAGAGGAGCUGCGGCAGCUGAAGGAGGAGAUGGCCAGGCACCUCCGCGAGUACCAGGAGCUCCUCAACGUCAAGAUGGCCCUGGACAUCGAGAUCGCCACCUACCGCAAGCUGCUGGAGGGCGAGGAGAGCCGGAUCUCCAUGCCCGUCCAUUCCUUUGCAUCCUUGAGUAUAAAGCGAACCGUGCCUGAGACGGAUCCUCCGCAGGACAGCCACAGCAGGAAAAUGGUUCUGAUCAAGACCAUCGAGACUCAGGAUGGGGAGCAGGUGGUGACUGAGUCGCAGAAGGAGCAACGCAGUGACCUGGAAAAGUCUUCCAUUCACAGCUACUGAGUCCAGCACCCGAGUGCUGGAGGCCAAGGGGCCCAAACCCUCUCUCUCACCCUGUGUAGCCUCAUCUCCCUUUGCAUGUGUCUAGGGGUGUCCCCUCACCCCUCCUUAGGCCCAGCCAUGCCCCCCAUCCCAUUCCCAGCUGGAGCUGGGAUGCUCCCACUUCUGGUGCAUAGAAAUAGUCACUGGGUUCCCUUUUCUCAUCUUGACAAGUAGCUAAGGAUCCACAAAACUAGUCUGUAGUCUGCUCCUGCCCUUCCCAGUGAUGCGCUGGUGGGUCAGGUCUGAGUUUCACUUCUGUAUGAAAUAAAACUGCUUCAAGAGUC